GAGUGGGCGGCGACUGGGCGCCGCCUCCGGUCCCUCUGUCCUCCUGAGCACCUCACGCGCCAUGUCCGGCCCGCCCGGUCCCUGCCGUCAUGAUUAGAAGGCGCAAAAAGAGCCUGCAUUAGCGUCAAUCCAGCGCUGCCAUGGUCGCAAACGGCACUCCCGCCAAGGGUCCGGACGGGCAGCCGCUCGGAUACCAGGAGCCGACGCCUUUCUACACGCAUCUGCUGCGCUUCCUUUUCGGACAUGUCGGCUUGUUCUUUCUCGUGGCCGGCUUUGCAGUUGUCGGGGCCUGGAUGUACGUCCAGAUCGAGCUGCCGGCCGAGGAGCAGCGGUACGCUCUCAAGAAGGUUCGCGCCGCCGACAUCAACGACGCCUACAACUACAUGAGCUCCCUGUUCUGGCACUACCAGGGCAAGAAUCUGACUUUUGCUCAGUGGGACCACAGGAUCAAGAUCAACCUGAAAACGAUGGAGCAGUUCAUCAUAAACGCAGUGGAGAACUUCAAAUACGACGGGACUGUGGACGAAUGGAACUACGACUGGACGUUCCCCAAGGCGCUGCUCUUCACCAUCACCAUCAUGACGACCAUCGGCUACGGUCACAUCGCGCCCAUCACCUUCACCGGCCAGAUGUUCACCAUCUGCUACGCCAUGAUCGGCACGCCGCUGCUGCUGGUCUUCCUGGCCAACGUGGGCGACUCCAUGGCAUCGGCCUUCACCCUCACCUACAGCCGGGUGUGCUGCCGCUGGUGUCGCGCCCGACGCUACCAGGCCGAGGCUGGCUUCGGCAAGAAGGUCAGGCGACUCGUCAAUGACCAAGUCGGCCAUGAGGCGUACAUGCCUACCGCUCAGGUGCUGGUGCCCAUCACGAUCAACAUGGUGCUGAUCGUGUUCUACCUGCUGAUGGGCGCUCUGAUCUUCUCCAACUGGGAGGGCUGGGAUCUGGGAAGCUCGUGCUACUUUAGCUUCGUCACGCUAUCCACCAUCGGCUUCGGAGAUAUGGUGCCGGGAAACAGCUUCCUCGACUACAAAGACGGCGGGGGCGCCGCGUUCAAGAUGAUCGCCAUCACGCUGUAUUGCGUUUUUGGCAUGGCCCUGAUCAGCAUGUGCAUCCAGAUGAUGCAGGACCAGAUAGUCUCGAAGGUGCAUUGGUUCGCCGCUGAGGUGGGCAUCAUCGACUCGGACAAGCGCGCGUCGCGCUCGCGCGUCAAGUACAAGCGCUCGCGCAAGGACCAGGUGCCAGAGACACCGCUCGACGCCGACGGCAACCUGUCGCAGCCCGCGUCCGGCGAGAGGCGCCGCAAGAAGAAGAAGAAGCGCCCCGUCGACCCGGAGGAAGGGGCCGACGAGCCGCUGGCCCCGCCCCCGGCCGCAGCCCCGGCCCCGGCCCCGGCCCCGCCCCCGGCCCUGGCCCCUGCCCCGGUCAGUAAGGUGGAGAGCGCCGAUCAGCUGAUCGACGAGGAGAUGGGCGCGGUGGCGUGAGAGGCCUCGGUCCGCGCUGCUGAGGCCGGAGAGCUGUGAGUGACAGAGGAAAACCACGACCAAGGCGCGAACGAGGACUCGACUCGGAUCAACGACCGUGUGGCCUGGCACUAUCCGUGCCCAUCGGCGUGUCUCACCUGUUUCGAGAGUUCUCCGUCGUCGGCUCACGCAGACGGCGGGCGUCUCGCUAUUUGUGCACGUGAUCUCCCGGGCUGGCCCGCGGUUUAGCGGUCCCGCUCGGAGUCAGACCGGCCCCGCCCCCCCCCCCCCCUCUCUCCCUCUCCUCCUGGGCCGUCUGACUCCGAUCGGCGACUCCGACUCGGGUCCUGCCCGUGCGACAGCCUCCAGGGAAGACCCGCGCACUGGGCUCACUACGACCAAUGGGACUGGGGACCCGCGAUUCAAGUACACGUGCCAAACAGCGGAGCGGGGAGGGCAGCCGGGGUAGCCCCUUGCUCUUCGACGGCCCAUGUGAUGCCUUCUCCGCUCCUCCCGCCCAGGCGCCGGCUCUUCCCUUUGUUUGGGAGGGCUACGUACGCUCUUCUGUUGUCACAGUGUGAAUGCCCGCGCGCGUGAGUGCAGAUGAAGGUCUAUUCAAAAUAAAGCAAGGCAUUCGGUA
This is a messenger RNA of Pollicipes pollicipes, 2100 nucleotides long. Its product is annotated as TWiK family of potassium channels protein 7. Gene Ontology annotation, biological process: potassium ion transmembrane transport; stabilization of membrane potential. The record is from RefSeq and is a predicted model, not a curated record. Gene Ontology annotation, molecular function: potassium ion leak channel activity; outward rectifier potassium channel activity. The coding region runs from base 141 to 1481 and encodes 446 amino acids. Gene Ontology annotation, cellular component: plasma membrane. NCBI's taxonomy places the organism in Eukaryota, Metazoa, Arthropoda, Thecostraca, Pollicipedomorpha, Pollicipedidae. The transcript is spliced from 9 exons.